This is a messenger RNA of Paramuricea clavata, 192 nucleotides long. The record is from the annotation of a GenBank genome assembly. NCBI's taxonomy places the organism in Eukaryota, Metazoa, Cnidaria, Anthozoa, Malacalcyonacea, Plexauridae.
AUGGCUGGGUUAAUACCAAGUUCGUUGUGUGAUCAGCCCUCAUCAAGUUCCAAAAGUGAUGAACCAAUAAGCGCAUCAAGACUGAAAAUGAGGCCACAAAAUUCUUCUACCUGUCCUGCAGAAAGUCCUGAAGAUGGAGAACCUAGUCAGAGCAAGGGAUACAGACUUGUAGACCUGAAGAGUUUGUCUUGA